Messenger RNA from Coregonus sp. 'balchen', 6506 nucleotides. Lineage: Eukaryota; Metazoa; Chordata; Actinopteri; Salmoniformes; Salmonidae. The record is from the annotation of a GenBank genome assembly.
CAUUGACUGGAUACACUCGUCACACAGACACACGAAGAAACAAGACUGCAUUGUUUUGAUUUUACAUUGGUUAGUGUAUCUGGAAAGUAGGCUACAAAUAAUAAAAGACAGUAUAGGCCUGCGAACAUAUAACAUUGAAUAGGAUAAUUUUUCCAUUUCGAAAAGGAUUACAAUUUGCUGUUUUAAGGAGCCGCCGAUCAAUUCAACAGGUAGGUAGGUUGGUCCCUUAUUUGUCUCUCUUCUCUCGUUCUUUGAUAUAUUCCCAGACAAUAUGUCAAUGUGGCAUUUGAUUCAAUACCGCGUUCCUGAAUAGUUAGUUUUUGUUCUGCAUUACAUUUGCGAGAAAAAAAAUGGUAGUGGAAUUCGCAAAGAUAAAUCCAUUCCAUAGUUUAUGUUGGGGUAAUUAUUAAUUUAUCACUGAUAUUAAUCUUUACGAAUUAUUGAAUAUGGCUAUGUCAAUGGAAACACUAUUGAAUUUGCGGCCGCUAAUCUAAUAUGAAGGACCACCAUUUCGGAGAACCAUAAAAUGUAUGACCGAUGAGAGAAUUAUGCGCUUUUUCUGUCUCAGCAAUUUGUGAUGUCAUAGAAAUGAUGGUGUGUAAGUAAUUCCCCAAACUAGCCAAAUCGAUAUGCAAUAUGUUCAGGUUGCUUUGGAUAAGUGUGUCAAUGACCAUUAUACUAUUGAAUUCAAUGUGCAGGCUUUAUGUACAUUAUGUAUUAUCAUUUAAUAGCCUAACACAAUUUAAGCUCUAUUAAGCCAUUAUGUGCUCGGUAUAUAAUAAGACAUUGUAAUAUAAUAUGUAUACAUUGCAAAUUCAGUUGUUACUAUUUAGGAGAACAGUUCAUCUAUAGGCUGCAUGGGAAUUAAAUGUAUUACAACCAUCAGAGAAAUAUAUGAUACUGAUUUCCAUCAAGUGUGAUGUUAUUACUGAUGUCUAUUAGUGUUGCUCAUAAAGUUUCUCUGUUGAAUUGACCUGUAGAUUCCUGAUGUGUGACCUCAGCAUGGACCAAGUGGCCCCCCUGUCCACUGGCUACCGCUCCAGCCUCAAGGUGAGACUUCACAAGGCUGUGCCACUAAUACAGUAGAUGAGUAGGACAAUUGCAUACAUUGUAGUGCUGGAGAUGGUUGUGUAUAGUACAUAUAUGACUACUGUAUCACAACUGAUAAUGCAAGGUUGGAUCAAAAGCCUGCACCCCCAUUUGCUCUCCAGGACUGGAGUUGGACCACCCUUUACUCAAGGCUACUUAGUUAACAAAGCACGAUUUCCAAAGAUCAAAUGUCAGCAGAGAUUUAUUUUCAAAUCCUGCAUGUGUCGCAGCACACUUGUGGCUGCUAUUCUCCUUCUCCUUAACCAUAAGAGAAGAGAUUAAAGGAAAGAGGACUAAGCCAGACAUGUUAAACGUGAGGAUAAUUGGGGAGCUGAUAGAGGAGAGGCUCUGUCUUUCCACCUUCUCUACUGCCACUAAUGUAAUUCGUCCCCUUGGCAACUAGGAAGAAAAAAGGCUCUCAGGACCUUGAGGGCCCUGUUUGUGCCAGCCUACCUUUUCAAAGGAACGAAUAGACUAAUCAUGAAACACUUUAUGGAUCAAAGGAGAUGGUGUUUGGUUCUCCACCUCGAGUGUGGGGAGUUAGCGGUCAAUUUUUUAAAAUAAAAUAUCAUAAGUGCCUUACAGUAUUAGACUUACAGGCGCACCUAUGGCACUUUAGCGUACAUCUCUAUUAUCAAUGUCCUAGUGAUUUGUUAAGGUUUCAUGUGCGGCUUGGUAGUAUAACGUCAUUAGAAGUCUCAUCUGCAUCUGUAAAGGGCUAAUGCAGAGAUGGGUACAGUGCAGAUUCAAACAGUGCGCUUGUCUCAAAAGGGCUCCAUCUUAGCUAAUCAAAUUGUGAAGAAGAGUCUGGUUUCCCUAACCUGAUUUGAAGAGGGGGGAUGAGAGAGAGGGAAAAGGUAGAGAUAGAUAGAGGGAGGGAGGGGGAGGAGGAGGGGGUAAAGUUUUUUUUCUCACAAAGCAGCCGCCCACGCUGUUUGUGUGAACCCUUAGAGCUGAACUGAUGCCAGCUGCCUCAAGGGGAGUUUCUAGGUCUGCUAUGCUACGGAACAGGAAGACCAUAUAUGGUCGUCCUCUCCCAGUGGUUCAUGGCCUGGCUGGGAGAAUGAGAAAGACCUGAUGUGUUUGACUGAUGAUGACAGAUGUUCUACUGAAAGGGAGUGCCCACAUAAAGUAUUUUUCUCUCUUUGCUUUUGCCUGCCCUGUUAUCUUUUGCCUUUAUCUCACAUUAUAAGACUGUCUGAAGAAGUUAAUGAAGUUUUUCCUAAGUGAUUCACAGUAUCUGUGGGUGAUCAGCUGUUGGUCAUCAGGACAGGGCUAUACUUGUCUCACCUAAUUUAUCCAAUUAUGUAGACAUACAGUAGUAUGGGGCUUUCUCAAAUUAUCAGGCCAAAGAAAACAAUUUGUGUAUUUAUUUAUUUUACUAACAGUGUGUUGUUUUCCUAUGUGUUUGUCCUCUACAGCGGCAGGCAGCAUUUGACCUGUUUGAAGAUCCCAUGUCUCUGUUCUCUGGAUACUUCCUCCCCUCAGACGAUGAGCAGUCUCUUCAGGAGGUGCCCUCUGCCCUCAACUGUUUCUCACACGGUAUGCCACCACCACACCCUACCAACGAGUGCCACAUCACUUUAGCCCUCUACUUUACACCAGUCACUUUCAUAACACCUAUACCAACUAAUCACCCAAGCCCAAAGUCAGACCAAACUCUUCACAACUCUAUUAGUCAGUUAUUUGCCAGACAUGAUGUCACAAAGUUAACAAUGUAGAUCAACUGAUUGCUGGCAUAUGAACGAUUUUAAUUAAUUAUUAACAGAUUAACAGGUGUUGAUUUGUGGUUAACAUAGUUUGUGGUUAACAAUUAUCCAGAACCCAAAAGUGAAACUCCCAUCCAGGUCCAUGGCAGUUAGCCCAUCUAAACUGCCUGAACCCUAUAUAAAUAUAUAUUUUUUACAUUUAUAUUUGGGCAUUUAGCAGACACUCUUAUCCAGAGCGACAUACAGUUAGUACAUUCAUCUUAAGAUAGCUAGGUGGGCCAACCACAUAUCACAGUCAUAGUAAGUAUAUUUUUCCUCAAUAAAGUAGCAAAGUCAAGUGCGAGUGUUAGUUCAUGAAAGGCAUUUAUUAUUUUUAGGGGGUUGGGGUGAGGAGGGGUGCAAGGGGGGGGGGGGGUGCUGUCCGAACAUUAAACAAUAUUAUGACACUGUUAAAACAAUGUUAUUACAUAAGAAAGGUCUAGAAAGGUUGAUUCAUAGAGUAAGCAAACAUUUGUUUUUUCUCUCCAGACAUGGGCUCCUGCUCUGUUCCCCUGUUGACCCCGUGCAGUAAGGCAGUGAUGAGUCAGGCCCUGAAGGACAGCUUCAGUGGCUUCUCCAAGGUCCAACGCUGCUAUGGCAUCUCCAACAGUGAGUCCCCUUCUACACCUGCUCAUUCUAUCACUUAUUGUCCUCUCUUUUUCUUCAUUUCUAGUCUAUUUCUAUUUUUUCUACAAGGAUGACAUUAAGUUCACUUUUUGCUCGUUUCCUUGCUGUAUGUCCUACUAAUUUUCUACCCAAUUUGGAUUGGAGGUCAAAGUCAUUUUGGGCUCAUUUUCGAAGGCUUUGUACUCAGCCCAGCUUCAACAAUAGAUUAGCUCCUGCUUUCUACUCUGUAACACCAUGUUUUGUAUGAAAUUGUCCCACCUGUUGCAUGUUGAACUCUUUAAUCAUUAAAAAGUAAGCCUAGUUAAGUCAAAUCAAGUCGAAGACCGGUGUAUUUAGGUGAGGUGUCCAUGGAAUUGUGCUUGAACUUUUUAGUAAUUUUUUGUCACUUUUUUACUUUCUCUCGUUCACAGACCUUCGUAAGUGGACCAAGCAGCAUGUGAUGAAGUGGCUCCACUGGGCGGCCAGUGAGUUCAGCCUGGCCAACGUCCACUUCUUUAAGUUUGACAUGAACGGCCAGGAGCUGUAUGACCUGGGUAAGGAGAGCUUCCUGGACCUGGCCCCAGACUUCGUGGGCGACAUCCUGUGGGAGCACCUGGACCAGAUGAUGAAAGGUAACAAUGGCGUUGGAACGUUUUAGUCAGAUGGUGUUCGUGUGGAAGGCAGAUGGCGGAAAGAGUAGGUGGAGCCAUUUCCAUUUUUCUGACACCUAUCAAAAUGUUAUAUUAGGGUAGUUAUAUUCCUGUAGAAUUACUGUACCCUUUGGCUGAAAGAUACACGCAAAAACAAAUAACUGAUGGUUCCUGACUUUUGUCCUCCAUUGUUUUCUUCCAGAGUGUCAAGAGAGAGAAGAACCCAUAAGCCUCAGCAGUGUUGUGCCCUCAGGAACCAACUGGAUGAGCUCUAGCGGUUAGUGUCCAUUAGAAAAACAAACUAACCAUCAGAGGCUUCAAAUCUAAUUAAACAUCAGAUAGACAAAACAGUGUGGCUUCAGCUUCAUUUGAACAACAGAAGCCUGAAGCUGUCCAGAGAUGUCUCUGAGGUGGGUGUGAUGAGAUGAGCUAAGUGGGCAUUUGUUUGUUCUUCUCUUCUUUCUGCAGGCUUCAGUCUGGAGGAGACCCAGUGCGCCCUGCAGGUGCCUGACAACAGCGACAGUCUGCUGAGAGAGCUGUUUGAGACCUCAGACAAGACCGCCCUGCUGACUCCAGAUCAGGAGUUCUCCAUGUUCUCCAAGCCCCAGCUGAGCACGGUCAACGUCAGCUACGUCAGCAGCAACCCAGGUGCAGGGCAGCUCUCCAAAGCCUGUGAGUAGGCCAACCCACUGUUGUCUAGAAGCUAUUAAUCAAUGUUAAUUAGUGUUCAUUUUCGAUCAAUGUCACAUUAGAGAAAAAAACAAGGCAACACAUAAGCGAUUCCCAAACGAUUUUUGAAUUCAGUGAUAGUUCCUAAACCUGAUCCAGUUUCAGGUGAACUAACCAUUCCUCUUUUUUGUUUAUCAACAGUCUUGUCCCAAGACCAGAGUUUGUGUUCAUUGGAGAGUGUGGACAGCUUUGAGGGGCCAGAGUCCAUGCUGCACUCCUGGGGCAGCCAAUCCUCCCUGGCGGACAACCAGAGGGUGCCGUCCCACGACAGCUUUGAGGACGAGUACAAUAGCAGCACACUGAGUCUGGGGAAGCAGGGCCUGUCCUUCAAGGACUACAUCCAGGAGAGGAACGAGCCUGUGGAAUUGGGAAAGCCUGUCAUAGCUGCUGCCGUGCUGGCUGGCUUCACUGGUGAGUUCAUGAACCCGGUGACACAAUCAAACCCAUUCAUCUUGUAUGGAAUACUAUCCAUCUCUCUGUCAACCCCAAUUUCAACCCCAGUUCAAAACAGUACACUGCAGUUGAGUAUACACAAACAAUGCCUCUUGAUCGCCUUCUGACUCCUCUGCCUAUUUUUUCCUCUCAACAGGAAGUGGUCCUAUCCAGCUGUGGCAGUUCCUGCUGGAGCUCCUGACUGAUAAGAGUUGUCAGGCCAUCAUCAGCUGGACCGGAGACGGCUGGGAGUUCAAACUCACCGACACAGAUGAGGUGAGUGUCAAUUGGCCUCAUACAAUAUGUGUAUAUCAGGUUGUGGAGGAGAUGGCCACAAGGGUUUACAGGACCAGAAAAGUAUUCAUCACAAGAGCUAUCAAAGGACAUCAAUAUGAAGUAAAUGGUUCUGUUUUCCAUUGGUGUUUAUCAUUCUCGCUCUCCCCCAGGUUGCUAGACGCUGGGGCCGCAGGAAGAACAAGCCCAAGAUGAAUUACGAGAAGCUGAGCCGUGGCCUGCGAUACUACUACGACAAGAACAUCAUCCACAAGACCUCGGGCAAGCGCUACGUCUACCGCUUCGUCUGCGACCUGCAGAACCUUCUGGGCUACUCUGCCGAAGAGCUCCACAUCAUGCUGGGGGUCCAGCCUGACACUGAGGAUUGAAUCAACUGCCGUUUUAUCGAAAGGGAAGGGGUUGGAGAUGGAGUCAAUGGGGCUUCACUACCCCAACCUAGCAAAAGUUGCUAAUGGUACAGGCCACCUGAAGGUCAUUUCUGGUCAUUAAACAGGUGGCACUGAGUGAUGUGCACUGACAGUCACUACACUGGUGGGCAGGCAGUGAGCAUCUCUAAUUUGGAGCGGUAGCUCCUGUCUUGGCUCUUGUGCCAUUAAUGUGCAUCGUUGUGCAAGCUUUGGUUGAGAGGGGUGCCAGAAUUUAAAUCAAGCGUUCCCUCUGGGUGAAAGUGUUGUUGUGCAAAUUGUAAUGGAUAAGCUCUGUAUCCAUCUGCAAAGUGGAAAGCAUUUGAUUGCACAGAUGAUAAUGGCGAUCAAUGUAACAUAUCAGAUUUUUUCAUUCAAGCCUGAUACUCAGCAAGUGUGGUGUUUACAGAGUCUGAACAGUGGACAUUUUGACAUACUGUGAAUGAUCUUGGGGUUACUAAAUGAGAACGCUUUUGAGGUGGCAGCUCCAGUGCCUUAAGGCUAGGCACCACACCUUCAUAGGGUAAUUUUCACAAUCAACUUUUACCAGUUGA